Messenger RNA from Charadrius vociferus (killdeer), 393 nucleotides. It is a transcript of the gene TMEM216, whose product is annotated as transmembrane protein 216. The annotation marks the transcript as partial. Gene Ontology annotation, biological process: non-motile cilium assembly. NCBI's taxonomy places the organism in Eukaryota, Metazoa, Chordata, Aves, Charadriiformes, Charadriidae. The transcript is spliced from 4 exons. The record is from RefSeq and is a predicted model, not a curated record. Gene Ontology annotation, cellular component: ciliary transition zone.
CCGCUGCAGGUCCUGUUGUUCCUCAACGGCUGGUACAGCGCUACCUACUUCCUCCUGGAGGCCUUUGUCUUCGUGUACAAGGUGCUGCUGCUGCCCUACCCCUUCACCAACCUGAUGCUGGACUUUGUGCUGCUCUUCCUCUACCUCGGCACUGAGGCCACUCGCAUCUUCUUCGGGUCCAAGGGCAACCUGUGCCAGCGGAGGGUGCCGCUCUCCAUCAGCCUGGCCCUGACCGUCCUGGCAGCCGUGAUGGCGGCCUAUUACCUGCUGCUGCAGACCUACGCCCUGCGCCUGGAAGCCAUCCUCAACGCCAUCCUCCUCCUCUUCUACGCCGUGGAGCUGCUGCUGGGCAUCCUCGCGCUGGUCUCCUUCUCCAGCGUGGAUUCGUACUGA